Molecule: messenger RNA, 1204 nt
Organism: Schistocerca gregaria
Lineage: Eukaryota; Metazoa; Arthropoda; Insecta; Orthoptera; Acrididae
Product: pancreatic triacylglycerol lipase-like
Exons: 7
Coding region: 1-1119 (372 amino acids)
Biological process (GO): lipid metabolic process
Molecular function (GO): lipase activity
Source: RefSeq, a predicted model, not a curated record
AUGGUGCUGCUGGAAGAAAAUAAACGUCAGGUAAACACAGACUAUGAUACCCUACAAGUUAUUUUAUCUGCUGUUAUGGAGGAGAAGUUAGCUUUGACUAAAGAAAACGAGAAACCUAAAAAGGAAUAUGCAGUGAUUGACUUGGAACUCACCAAAAAACUUUCUGAAGAUAAGAAAAAAUCGUUGAAGUUGGCUUACAAGUUAAACUGCCAAACCCAAGUAAGCCUAAUGAAAGUGAGGACAAAGAAAUGGCGUGACGUGACCACGUCCAAAGCUUCGACGCUCAUCGACGGACCGGGCUUCGAUCCCCGGCGGGUUUCUGUCUUCUACUUCUUCGGUCACAACGAAAGUCCGGACAAUGGCAGUGCUGUUCCCAUUAUCAACGGCUACUUGUCGCGCGGCGACCACAACGUGUGGCUGGUGGACUGGCGGCCGCUGUCGGGGGUGCGCUAUCGCUGCUCCGUGCUCGGCGUCCCGGACGCGGCCCGCCACGUCGCUGCCGCCAUCCACAGCCUGGGCCUCCCCGAGCGGAAGGUCCACCUCGUCGGUCACAGCAUGGGCGCGCAGCUGGCCGCCUCUGUCGGAAAGCUGUUCCGGGGACGCCUGCACAGGAUCACAGCAUUGGACCCCGCUCUGCCACUCUUCAGCAUCCUGUCGCAUGUCACUUCCAUCAGCGCUGAAGAUGCACAAAACGUUGACGUCAUCCACACGGAUGGUGGGAUAUACGGCAUCAUGCGCCCUGUGGGCACCAUCGACUUUUAUCCCAACGCUGGCACUAGGCGGCAGCCGGGAUGUUCACCAAAGUUCAUCUUGAUCAACGAUCUAUGCAGCCACCAUCGAUCCUUCAUGAUGUAUGCAGAGUCCCUGAUGACGCCAGUGGCAUUCCCCGCUGUCUGGUGCACGUCCUGGAUGGAGUUUACGAGCGGAAACUGCAACAACACUCGAACUGCAUAUAUGGGGAUCCUUGCGACAACUGACAGCAAUACUCGUGGUUCUUACUUCCUUCGUACUGGUACAUCCUUUCCUUUCGGCCUGGGGAAAGAAGGCAUCUAUGUUCCACAACUUCCAACUACAGCAAGACCUCUGCCAGAGAAUGAAAUCAGAGGGCACAGUGGUUGACUUCAACAGUUCUGUGAGGUGAAAAAUACUAAGCAAUGUAUCAAUGCUGUUAACUCGUUAUAAUGCUAGAUGUAAGAACUUUUGU